UCUCAGAGAAUUUUUUUCCAAGCCGAGGGGGACAGUAACUCUGCGAGAUUAAUGUGAGUGCAGAGCGUUUAGAGCACUAAAGCAGGAGCAGGUGUAAAGAAAGAGAGAGAGAGAGAGGAGCUGGAUAUAAAACAGUUUUUUUCAGACCUCCCACUGUUGGAGCCACCUGAUCCUGUAACCAAUGGCAACAGUCCAGGCGCUGCCUUUGACCCACGAUCUCAGCAAGAGCCUCAGUGCCAUUUACCCAGCAUCCUCCCUGGCAUCUUCUGACUGUGUCAUGGGUAGCGUGGGCAGUCUGAUCGAGAAGCACGACGUGUCAGCCCCCAGAGGAAACAAAGCCGUUCCUCAGGUCCCGCAGCGCCAGAACAACGGGCAGAACAGAAAGCACUUCAGCCAGAGAGAGUUGCUGAACUACCUGAACAUCACCAAGAAAGAGCAGAAAGCGGGCAAGCACAUCGUCUGCAGCAACUCGUCCAUCAAGAGGGAGCAUUCCAGAGAGGAGGAGAACCUCUACGCCAAGGUUUAUCAAAAAAACGGCAAAGAGGUGGACCUGGGGAAGAACUCGCUCCCAACAGGGGGCAAGUUUGACAAGCCUCGUUUAAGGUCGUCCGCCUUUAAGCCAGUGACGCCAAAGAGCUUUAGCUCCGUGCAGAACCUUUUCCCAUCUAAAUCUGAGGACCUGGUGAAUAACAAGCACACAUUCUAUUCCAAGAUGACAUCCAAAUCUCUAUCCACUUCCUCCUCGUCCUCUUCACCUUCGCGAGUGGGUACCAGUGCCAACAAAGGCGUCCUGGCAGUGCCCCAUGAAGAGGAGACAGCCUCGGAUUCAGGCCAUAACUCUAUGAGCAGCCUGCCACCAUACCGCCCUCCGUUCCGCCCCCAACUGGGGAACAUCAGCGCCUCCAUGGGUCAUAUUGAGCACAUCGGUUCCCUCGAGCGCACCUCCGCAGGCACAGUUGGCUUCGGUGGCCUUAGUAUGGCUGCCGAGUCGUAUGAGCUCUCGCACUCUUUGGAGGACGUGGUAAAGGACCUGGAGGAGCGACUACAGGAAAAAGAGCACGAACUGUGGCAGAUGAGGAGGAACCUGGAUGAGAGCGAGGAUGCGAUUGCACAGGUGUUUGAGGGAAAGCAGCGGCUUUGGAAGAAGGAGGUAUCUGAGCUAAAGCAGCUCUACACCACUAAGCUGCGUCAGGUAUCCCAGCAGUCCCAGCGCUCCCAGCGUGCCCUGCAGCUGCAGCUCUACAAGGCUCAGCACGAGUGCAGUCGAGUACAAGACGAACUGAACACAUUGCAGCGCAAAUACCAGAGCUUGCAAAAACAGGGGGGAGCCGGGCAAAGCCACGAGCUUCAACCACAGCUUGAGGAGAGCCAAUGGGAGGUGUGUCAGAAAGCAGGGGAGAUCUCCCUGCUGAAGCAGCAGCUCAAAGACUCCCAGGCCGAGGUGACCCAGAAGCUCAGUGAGAUCUUCCUGCUGAAGACGCAGCUGCGUGAGACGCGCCAAGAGCUCUGCACCAAAGACGGUCAAGUUGAAAUGCUGCAACUGGCCCUGCAGGCCGCGCGCCAGAAAUGUGCCCUGGGGAAGUCGGUGCAGAACCUGUCCACCCACCAGACUCCGGCUGAGGACAGCGGGGCGAGCGGCACAACAGAGGAGCGUCUCCGAGCUGAACUGCUGUUGGAGCGGCGUCAGAGCGAAGCCCAGGCUUCGGCCUUCGACGCAGAGCGUAGCACGUGGCAGCUGGAGAAGGAGAAGGUGCUUCGCUAUCAGAGAGAGCUGCAGGCCAGCUACCUGGAAAUGUUCCAUAAAAACGAAAUCCUGGAAAGAGAACUGCAGCAGCUCCGAGGAGGCGAAGGUGGAGGUGGAGCCGGUGCGGGCAGGUCUCCAGCCGAGCCCUCGGGUCUUCCCUGGAUUGAACGGAUUGAGUCUUCUGAAAUCUGAAAAUAUGUAUACGAUAUAUGUGUAUAUGUGAAUAACAGACUAAAUGUACAAAGCUAUAAGACUUUAAAAUAAGCCAAAGGAUAAAAGCAAUGCUUUUCUUGAUUUUCUUAAAAUGUUUCUAUGAAUGUAAAUGAAUCAGUUUUGAUUUGUGACCCAAUAUGAGAAUGAAUAUCCCACAACAUUGUGUGUUCCAGAUGGAUUCUGCUUUUUGAAAAAAGAUUUUGAUCUCAUUAACUUCUUGGAAGAAUUAAGACUUAAAACUUCCACUGACGCAAUGGUUUAUUAGAUACAUUGCACCAUACCGUAAAGUACCAUUAGAGUUGGGAUUGUUUUUCUCCAGAGGAGGUUUAAUGCACAUUUUGUGAUUUGAAAGUGAUUCACCUUGACAAACCAGUUGGAAUAACACGCAAUUUACCCCAUAUUCCCACCACCAACACGUCAUGUGGCAGAUGUCAACGAAUGAAUAAAACAUGAAUAAGCAUGA
Clarias gariepinus (North African catfish) is the source of this 2420-nucleotide messenger RNA. It is a transcript of the gene n4bp3, whose product is annotated as NEDD4 binding protein 3. Lineage: Eukaryota; Metazoa; Chordata; Actinopteri; Siluriformes; Clariidae. The transcript is spliced from 6 exons. Gene Ontology annotation, cellular component: cytoplasmic vesicle. The coding region runs from base 182 to 1936 and encodes 584 amino acids. The record is from RefSeq and is a predicted model, not a curated record.